UGACUGCAAGCGGCUGGAUCCUAAGGAGAGCUUGGAGAAAACACGGAGAAGCGGAGCUCUCCCGCGGGUCGGAGUCUGACCGGAGAGAACAGCAGCGGUUCUGCGCCUGCGCCGAGAUUCCCGCAUGCUCAGUGCUGAGGGCAUAUCAUGGCUUCCAGUCCCACUGUGUUGAUGCGGUUGGUGGCCUCGGCAUAUUCUAUUGCUCAAAAGGCAGGAAUGAUAGUCAGGCAUGUUAUUGCUGAAGGAGACCUGGGUAUUGUGGAGAAGACCUGUGCGACAGACCUGCAGACCAAGGCAGACCGAUUGGUUCAAAUGAGCAUAUGCUCUUCAUUGGCACGGAAAUUUCCCAAACUAACAAUCAUAGGGGAAGAGGACCUGCCUUCUGAAGAAGUGGAUCAAGAGCUGAUUGAAGAUGGCCAGUGGGAGGAAAUACUGAAACAGCCAUGCCCGUCCCAGUACUGUGCUAUCAAAGAGGAAGAUCUUGUGGUCUGGGUUGAUCCUCUGGAUGGUACCAAGGAAUACACUGAAGGUCUUCUUGACAACGUGACAGUUCUUAUCGGAAUUGCUUAUGAAGGAAAAGCCAUCGCCGGAGUUAUUAACCAGCCAUAUUACAACUACCAGAACAAUGAAAAGCAGAAGUUAAGGGAACCCAGGAAUGAAGCAAAGGCAGGCCCGGAUGCCGUGCUAGGGAGAACAAUCUGGGGAGUGUUAGGUUUAGGUGCCUUCGGGUUUCAGCUGAAAGAAGUGCCUGCUGGGAAACACAUCAUCACCACCACCCGGUCCCAUAACAGCAAGCUGGUCACUGACUGCAUUACCGCCAUGAACCCAGACGACGUGCUGAGAGUGGGAGGAGCGGGAAAUAAGAUUAUUCAGCUGAUUGAAGGCAAAGCCUCUGCUUACGUAUUUGCGAGUCCUGGAUGUAAGAAAUGGGAUACCUGUGCUCCAGAAGUCAUUUUGCACGCUGUGGGAGGCAAGUUAACCGAUAUCCAUGGAAAUGCCCUUCAGUAUAACAAGGAAGUGAAGCACAUGAACUCCGCAGGAGUCCUGGCCACGCUGAGGAAUUACGACUACUAUGCAAGUCGAGUUCCCGAAUCUGUUAAAAAUGCACUUGUUCCUUAAAGGAAAAUCUCACUGACUUAGCCAGGAUUUUAAAACUAAUUGGAUGGAACUGGAGCGCCACCUUUACCUUAUUCAUGGUUGAUCACCAAUUUAUAUUUGGUUACUUAGGAGGAAAAAAAGAGAAUUUUUAAAUUUCUUGAUUAAUGAAUCAACCAUACCAAUUCUGACAUCAGGAAAAUUUGUAAAGUCAGUAUAUGUCACAUUUCUUUUCCUCCUUUGUUUGGAGAAAUGAGAGGAAAGUUUAGUUCCAAUUGGCUAUCCUGGUCAAGUGCUUAAUCAACAUUCCUGUUUCGUAAACCAGAUUUCUUUAGGGGGUGGAACCACAAGUUGUUACCUGAAUCUCAUUCUUGUUUUUCACAGUAAUUUAAAAACUUUUCCUACUCCCAUUAUGAAUACAUUAAAAUGUCAUUAUGCAUGUCGAUGAAACAGAUUUGGGGGAAAAGUUUCUUAAUAAUAAAUUAUUUAAUUGUA
Molecule: messenger RNA, 1590 nt
Organism: Camelus dromedarius (Arabian camel)
Lineage: Eukaryota; Metazoa; Chordata; Mammalia; Artiodactyla; Camelidae
Gene: BPNT1
Product: 3'(2'), 5'-bisphosphate nucleotidase 1
Exons: 10
Coding region: 148-1119 (323 amino acids)
Biological process (GO): phosphatidylinositol phosphate biosynthetic process
Molecular function (GO): 3'(2'),5'-bisphosphate nucleotidase activity
Source: RefSeq, a predicted model, not a curated record